This is a messenger RNA of Cuscuta epithymum, 887 nucleotides long. The record is from the annotation of a GenBank genome assembly. Lineage: Eukaryota; Viridiplantae; Streptophyta; Magnoliopsida; Solanales; Convolvulaceae.
UAACGGGAAGUGCAGCGGAAAGAAAGAAUAACAGAUAGCAGUAAUUUAAUUAUUAGCCUAUGAAAUGCAAUUAAUUACAAAAAUGCCGACUGUACCAUGCUCCAGAUACAACCGACUGUACCAUAUAAUUUGCCCGACAAAGUCAAGUGUUCUAAAGCGAGCUAAUCCUCGUUAAUCUGCAAAAGACCUCUGUGAUUUGAAAGCAGUCCCCUUAACCCCAAGCUCUUCGAUUUCUGGCCAGAGUUCACAAGCUGAGCUGAAAUCAAUGGCAGGGUCUGGUAGUUCUAUGUUAUAUUCAUUUCUUCUUUUUGUGAUCACCAUCUCACUGCAAGAACUGUUUAGAGCACAGUUGGCCUCUUCUGAGUUGUAUACUAUCCUUGGAGGUCUCGUCAGUUCUUUCAUAUUCCUUACUUUGCUAACGUUCAUUGGAAAUUAUCAAGAGGCAAAUGGAACCAAGAGUGGAUGGGGCACAGUUAUACUUGCAGAAGCAGUCGCUUUAGUUGCUGCUAGCACUGUUCAUCGAGUGUGUAUCACAACAUGCCUUUUAUUCUCUGCUGGGCUGCUAUAUGAGAUCAACAAACUCUCUGUGAUGAUGGCUGCCAAAGGUGAAAGUAAAACCAAAAGGUUCUAGUUGGGAAUGACAAACUGAUUGUUUUAGGAGCAGUGAAUGGUCAAGGAUGAGAUUGAGACCAUUAUUUUGUAACCACUUGUAACAUCCAACCUGAUGAUCUUUUAUGUUACUUUCCACCCGCUUGCCUCCGAUUAUUAUCAAUCCAAAAGAGUUUCUUACAAGACUAGUAUAUUUCUAUUUUAUUGUGAGAUCACAACUAUUAACAAUUUAACAGUAUUAAGAUUUAAGACUGUUAGGUGAAGAUGCGCAAUUUCUA